UACGACAAUAAAGAAGAGACAUUUAAUUUGCAUCCCUUUUUAAGUGACACAAUAGAAAUUUCACGUCACUCUACAAAGCAAUGUGUGUAUGUGGGUCAUCUCAUAGAGUAGACUUGUUGAUAUGAAUGAAGAUUAAAUAAACAAAAAUACAAAGUAAUGCGUGUAGAAAGUAUCACAUAUUUCAUAUUUCUAUAAAUGUAUGUUUAUUUAUUAAUACAUGUUAAACAGGUGUAGCAGCUGGGUUUCCUACUGGAGCAUUAAUUCUAGUUUUUGGCAUGCGGAGAUUACACAAUUUCAGAAAGAAAAGAAAAGCAGUUCAACAGAAGAAAGCAUUUUUCAAAGGUCUUUUGUUGGAACAACAAAUGCAAACAAGUGAAAACAAUGUUGAACAAACCAAGUUGUUUGAUUUAAAAGAGUUAGAGAAGGCAACUAAUCAUUUUAGUAUGGAUAGAAUUCUUGGCCAAGGAGGUCAAGGAACUGUGUACAAAGGAAUGUUGGAAGAUGGAAAGAUUGUUGCUAUAAAGAAGUCUAAAAUAAUUGAUGAAGCCAAACUUUCUCAAUUCAUUAAUGAGGUUGUCAUUCUUACGCAAAUCAAUCAUAGAAAUGUUGUUAAGUUAUUGGGAUGUUGUUUGGAGACAGAUCUUCCACUUCUAGUUUAUGAAUUCAUACCAAACGGGACACUUUCUGAGUUUAUUCAUCAGAGAAAUAUGGAGUUUCCUUUUACAUGGAGCAUGCGAUUGCGAAUUGCAACUGAAGUUGCAGGAGCUCUUUCAUACUUACAUUCAGGGGCUUCUUUUCCAAUUUAUCAUCGAGAUGUUAAGUCUACAAACAUACUCCUAGAUGAAAAAUUGAGAGCAAAAGUUGCAGAUUUUGGUACAUCAAGAACUAUUUCCUUAGAGCAAACUCACUUGACCACUUUAGUUUAUGGCACAUUUGGUUAUCUAGAUCCAGAAUAUUUUCAAUUAAGCCAAUUUACAGAUAAGAGUGAUGUUUAUAGUUUUGGAGUGAUUCUUGUCGAGCUCUUGACUGGACAAAAAGUAAUAUCUGCAACAAGGACUGAAGAAGGAAAAAGUUUGGCGACAUAUUUCAAAAUGACAAUGAAGGAAAACAGUCUUUUUGAUAUUCUUGAUGGUCAAGUUCUCAAAGAUGCGCCAAAAAAAGAGAUCAUAGUUGUUGCUGAUCUUGCACAGAGAUGCUUACAUUUGAGCGGAAGGAAUCGACCUACCAUGAAAGAAGUAGCAAAGGAGCUAGAGUGGAUACAAGUCAUUGAUAAUAAAGAUUCGAAGGGUAGUCAACAUGAUUAUGUAAAGUUAGCAUAUGCACAACCUGAAAUUGCAGACUCUUGGAAUAAUUCCACAUCGUCAAUAGAGUUAACUUUUGAUAGUGCUGCUACUAGCUUCUCGUUGCAUCAAGAAUUAUCAUUGUUGUAA
Molecule: messenger RNA, 1430 nt
Organism: Humulus lupulus (European hop)
Lineage: Eukaryota; Viridiplantae; Streptophyta; Magnoliopsida; Rosales; Cannabaceae
Product: wall-associated receptor kinase-like 1
Exons: 1
Coding region: 276-1430 (384 amino acids)
Biological process (GO): protein phosphorylation; cell surface receptor signaling pathway
Cellular component (GO): plasma membrane
Molecular function (GO): protein serine/threonine kinase activity; ATP binding
Source: RefSeq, a predicted model, not a curated record